This is a messenger RNA of Spodoptera exigua (beet armyworm), 1470 nucleotides long. Lineage: Eukaryota; Metazoa; Arthropoda; Insecta; Lepidoptera; Noctuidae. The record is from the annotation of a GenBank genome assembly.
AUGCGAAAGUAUUACCAACUUAUUCUCGUUAUAGUAUGCUUUAUGAGCAUAAUUACAUUGCUCAUAUAUCGCCAUGAGUACUACAGGCUAAGGUACGUGCUCGAAGUGUUGAAUUUCUUUGGCAAACCGGGCCUCUCGGAGAUCGAAUUCUGCGGCCCCGGUUUUAACGCGACUAUGUUAUCAGAAAUCCUUCGAAAUUCAUCGCUGGAGAUCCGCGAAACGCCACCUCUGUUUCAGCAGAUCGAUGACAAUUUCUAUUCUUAUUCAUCAUUCUUAAGAUCUUAUCAGAAGUAUGAAAAAUUAACGCCAAUUCAUCCUCACAAUAUUGACACUAUUGUGAUUGGCAAGGCGCACGUCCCACCUAAUUUCCGCUGCAACAUUUGGCUGGAGAACACAAGCAAGCCUAAAGCAGGGAGGUUUAACUACAAAAUUGUGUCUGAACCAAUCAAUGAUUUUCGUUUAUACAUCUUUCAAUGUUCACUGAACAAGGACUUGGGGAAGCCGAAAGGAAUCAGUUUCUACAGUAAUGAUUAUAAUAUCAACCCAAUACAUGCUCCAAUAAACAGAGUUAUUGAGGUGAACACUAAAAGAAAACCUAGGGAGAGAAGCAAUAUUAAGUUUGUAAACAACAUUGAGCCAGCCAUUUGUAUAAUACCAAACCAAGUGCCAUUAGUAUCAAGAGAUUCUUUCAUUGAGUUUUUAGUCUUCCACCACAUGAUGGGUGUAAAUUACUUCACAAUUUAUGACAGCAUGAUAUCCGAGGAUAUAAUCAGAAGACUGAACCUACUGCCAGCUGAUAUCACUCAGUGGAACAUACAAUUCUUCCCUCUUAACUACCCAUUUGUAUUUGCUAAGUCUUAUAACAUUGUAAGGAAUGCUAUUGAGCUAGAUUGUCUCUUCAGACAUUUUAGAAUUGACAAAGAAGAAACUGAGAAAGUGAGCCAUGCAAUGGUGAUGUCUUGGGAUGAGUUCUUAGCUCCUAGAGUUCAUAAUAAUGUGAAGGAAAUAUUCAAUGAUUUUGAUCCGACUAGGAAGUUUAAGACUUUGGAAGUGACUCCUCUAUUGUUCUGUUUGAACCAAGCUGAUGAUGAUAGAACAGAAGAAGGAUUCCCAGAGAUUAUGAAGAAGACACAUUACUAUAUUAUGUCGGAGCAAUUGAAGCCGGUUUACGUGAGGAACUUGGAUGCUAUGCCAACAUUUGAAGAUAUAUAUAGUGUUAAUUCGAGUAGUAAAGUGUUACCAAUAGAAAUACUAGCAGCACAUAAGUAUUCAGUGUGUAGGGACCCUAAAGUAUACAACCCCAGUGGGGGUGGGUACAAUGAAACGCAAAUGCAGGUUUUCCAGCACAAGUUUGAAGGAGCAAUGGUGAAGUUUGGACAGAGUUUAGUUAGCAACAAAGUCUAUAGGUUGUACAGGUCGGGAAAGAUUUGGGAGAAAUCUAGCAAUGAAUUUGUUAGGGAUAUGUUAUAA